AUGAGGCAGAAGACCAGAACCGCCGCCUCAAAAGGCCGGCUCGGUGCUCGAAGACGUCUUCCUCCUCAUCAUCCUCCAAACCACACACUUCAACCUCCUCGUCCUCCUCCACCUGGCGCACAUGCUGCGCCCAACCGGAACCAAGCAGUGCAAGUGCAGAACCCUCGCUGCGUGAACGCAGCCCGCGAGCUCCUGUGCCGCUACAUCAGGUUCCGGUGCGCGAACCACAUCGCCUUCUGCUGUCGGGGCGUCAACUUCUCUGCCUUCACAGCGUCCCUGGGCCUGCUCCCCGCCCACGUCGGGAGGUGGGACCACGGCGCCAACGACGACGACGCGGGCUUCCUCGUCCACCAGCGGCCGAGCGAACAUGCUCUGGUCGACGAGGCCUUCGACUUCCUGAUGGAAAGAAUGGAUGGGAUGGAAGCGGAUGGUCCCGGCGGCGGUGAUUUGCAGCUAGAGGGUGCUCUCGGGCAUCGAGGCGGACGAUGCUGCUCGAGUGGAAAUCCGGCAAGUUCGUGCUGA
Molecule: messenger RNA, 522 nt
Organism: Colletotrichum destructivum
Lineage: Eukaryota; Fungi; Ascomycota; Sordariomycetes; Glomerellales; Glomerellaceae
Exons: 1
Coding region: 1-522 (173 amino acids)
Source: RefSeq, a predicted model, not a curated record